GGGGUUAUAGAAGUGCGUUGAGUGGAGUAGAGUCAGUCGUUGUGUGGACGAACUGCCGAACAGUGCUCUGAGCUAACCGGACACACUAACAGCUGACAAGAUGGCCACGAUCAAGGACCGAGUUGGGCUUUCAGAGCUGAACGACAACAAGAACAACCUCGGCAAGGCGUUAAUCGCUGAGCUGGUGGGAACUUUCGUCCUCAACUUCUUCGGCUGCAUGAGCUGUUUGAACCUCGGCGACCAAAGUACUCCUGCAGACCUCGUCCUUAUCUCACUAGCCUUCGGUCUCUCCGUCAUGGCUAUGGUCCAGACGAUCGGCCAUGUGAGUGGAUGCCACAUCAACCCCGCGGUCACCUUCGGUCUGAUUGCUGGAGGAAGGGUGUCCAUCAUCAGAGGACUUCUGUACGUCGUCGCCCAGUGCAUCGGAGCGGUAGCAGGGUCUGCGGUUGUUAAGGCGCUGACUCCAGAUGCCUACCAAGCUUCCCUGGGCAACACUGGUCUCCAAGCUGACAUGACCGUCACUCAGGGCCUCGGCAUCGAGUUCUUCCUUGGGUUCGUCCUGGUGGUCGUCGUCUACGGAGUCAUUGACCCCAACAAGGCUAACGACAAGACCCCAGCCGCCCUUGUCAUUGGGCUAACUGUUACUCUGGGUCACUUGGCUUGUGUUGACUACACUGGCUCUAGCAUGAACCCCGCUCGUAGCUUUGGAUCAGCUGUCGUUUCCUCUGGAUGGGACAACCACUGGGUGUACUGGGCAGGUCCUAUCAUGGGAGGUAUCGCCGCUGGUCUCCUCUACACCAACGUGUUCCAGGCUCCCCAUGAGGAGUACUCCGCCGUCCACGCCGAGGAGAAAGAGCAAAAUCAGUUUAAAGCAAGCCUCCUUGAAUUGAGGGGUUCUAUAGUGGACCUUGUGAAAAUACAGCUGAAGAGACUCGACGGUAAGAGCGAGGACGGGCUUGCUUGAUCUGUGUAUACACUCGACAAGUCAGAAACCUCCGCUAGACUGCAGCACCUAAGUCUUCUUCAUCCCAAGAUUACGCCCAUCGACAACAGAUAGAGUUGGCAUCGCUGUCGCCGAGCAGUGUUGCCAAACUUCUACAGUGUUGCCAAGUUUUCUACAGCGUUGCCAAGUUUAUAUUACUUUCACUACGAUUGCCCCUGAUAAUGUGUUAUUCUGAAUUAGUUUGUGUAAUUAUGUUGUAAACAUCAGUUAAAUUUUGUUUUAAAGGUUUAAUUUUUAAAAAGGGCUUUACACUGCCAAAAGUGAAGUUUAUAAACGUGGUAAUGUCUAAUGUGAUUAUACAUUUGUGGGAUUUAGAAGAUUUUCAGAGACAGUUCAUUGACUUGUGAAAAUGUUUACGAUAAACUUGUUAUAACCUCAGUUUUAUCAAAGAAUGUAAAUUGACACAUUUUGAUGUUAUUUAUUGUUGUGAAUUUUUAGUUGUAGGACUGCUUAGUAGAUUUUGUGACUUUUAUAUAUAGUUUUUGCAUAAACUAAAGUCAAGCGCAAAAGCGUCUAAAAGCUGUCAAUUAUAGAGUAAGAUUGUUUUCAUUCAUUCGACUACUUUCAUUGUAAAUUAUCAUCACCAUUGACAUAAUAUUAGAGUAGUUAUAUUUGUAAAAAUAAUAGUCUAAUAAAGUUAUAUUUUAAGUAAA
Messenger RNA from Macrosteles quadrilineatus (aster leafhopper), 1656 nucleotides. RefSeq names its product aquaporin AQPAe.a-like. The transcript has 8 exons. Gene Ontology annotation, biological process: transmembrane transport. NCBI's taxonomy places the organism in Eukaryota, Metazoa, Arthropoda, Insecta, Hemiptera, Cicadellidae. The record is from RefSeq and is a predicted model, not a curated record. Bases 101 to 964 code for a protein of 287 amino acids. Gene Ontology annotation, cellular component: plasma membrane. Gene Ontology annotation, molecular function: water channel activity.